AUGCCUUCGCAGCAUCAUCAUCACCAUCAGCAUCACCACUCGGGCCGGCGCGGACACAGAUCGACACUGUCGCUGCAAAAGACGGAAAUCAAAAUCCACGUCUACGAUCUUCUGCCUCCCGGAAGAGUCGCCUCUGUGCUUUGGACUGUCGGGGCAUCUCUGCUUCACUCAGGUGUCGUUAUCAACGGCAGGGAAUACGCGUAUGGCGGCCACGAUAAGCGCGGAGUCACCGGAGUGUAUUGGACGAAACCUCGGAUCGAGCCUCCCGGCGGCACCUUCAAGUGCGAGAUUCUGCACGGCUUCACCUUGGCCACGUCGGAAGAAAUCGACGCCAUGCUGCGACAGGCGUCAGAAGAAUUCCUAGGCACAUCAUACAACCUGCUCACGAAGAACUGCAACCACUUCACGUCGUAUCUCUGCAAGAAGCUGACGGGAGACGCCGGCCCGGCAUGGCUGAAUCGCGCGGCAAGCAUUGGAGUUGCGCUGCCGUGUGUGGUGCCGAGAGACUGGAUCGAGCCCCCCGAAUACGUCAGCGCUGAUGGAGAACUCAUGGAUGACGACGACGAGCAUGCGGAUGAGCAGUCGCGCAUGUUGGGACACCAGAGGCCGCAUCUCCUUUCAGAACAUGGCGACGAAUGGAGCAGCGAGGACGAACGGCGCAGAGGUGGAAGUGGCAAGGGAAAGCAGAUUCUGCGAGAUACAUCGGGCAGACAGCUCCCAGCUGCAGAGAGAGCUAUUCGAGCGUAGUGAUUACAGCCAAUCUCGUGGCAGGUUGCUUCAUAUUCAUCUUUGGUCUUAGUUCAUGGGAGGGCGGAUAGGGGGCGUUCUUGGCUGAGUUGUGACGUUCAAACCAGAUCGGACGAUACCAUUUUCAUGCUCAUGGAGGCACUUGGAGUUCAUUUUAUCGGGUUGGCAUCUUUACGGACUGCGCCUUGCAGCCCAAUUUUGGCGGCCUUUUUUUUUUGUUUUCAUCUUUUUUGUUUGUCUUAUCUCUGGUAUAGGUAGUACAAGAUAUGGUACAUUCGGCUGUAUAUAUCAUCCACACAUAACUGAUGCAACCGAGCAUCUACAAACGCCUGGGCUUCUCGCUCCUUGUUCCUGCAAACUUGAUUCUCGUUGAAUCCGCAACCCGCACAAUCUUGUCCCGCAGCACCUUGCCCUCUGGGCUCAUCAAAACCUUGACCGCAGCUUCUCUGCCCUGACCGAAUCCUCGUAGAACUAACUCGAGACGCUGAAUCUUCAUGGGCCACCCGGUGUGGAUCAAUCGCUCCAAAACGUAUUUUGUCAAAGAAUAGGCCGAGUCGAAAGUGCCCCGCCGUGAUUUCCUGAAGCCAAUGUUGCCGCACGACAUGGAGAUGAUGGGCUCCCGGUUCGGCUUUGUGCAGGUAAUGUGUGUGUUGUGCUUGUGUGCGUAGAUGUGGAAGUGGUAAGGCUCCAGCUCGUCCUCCUUCUUCUGGGUGGCCUGUGAGGGCGCGCCUGAUAGGACGCUGGUAUCGAUAUUGGACUUGUUGAGGGCCUGGAAGACCAUGCUCUGGGAGAGGCUGGCCAUGGAAUCAGGCUGCGUGGACCGGCCGCUGGAUCCCAGUGAAGUGCCCCAGAUGCUUUCGAGGAGGUUCUCGGUUCGAGGCUUCGGAGGCACCGUCUUGGGCGAGUCUGGCUUUGCAUCUUUUGCGUCCUCCCAUCGUGCGCUUGUCUGCGACAGAAACCUGGCGCUCCGCACGCCAUUCCUGGCUGCAAUGUUCUGUGAUAU
Messenger RNA from Trichoderma atroviride IMI 206040, 1750 nucleotides. RefSeq lists its product as uncharacterized. Gene Ontology annotation, molecular function: deubiquitinase activity. Lineage: Eukaryota; Fungi; Ascomycota; Sordariomycetes; Hypocreales; Hypocreaceae. The record is from RefSeq and is a predicted model, not a curated record. Gene Ontology annotation, biological process: protein deubiquitination.